AUGGCGUCAACCAGCGCGCAGACUAAUAUGAUAGACAAGCUGAGGUCUCUGUUUCUUUUAUUAGACCCAAGUGUGUCAUCAUUGUCAGAGGCAGAAACAGAGGAAAGAAAUGAACUUAUGAAGCGUUUGGAGUAUUUUGAAAUAUGCUGUAAAAAGCAGGCAGAUUAUUACCGCUUGAGGCAUCAACAAGGGACCAAGUACAACUUUAGCACCAUCUUGUCCAGGUUUCUGCAACUGAUACGUGAAUGUGUCCUAUCCCAUCAGUGGCCCGAAGCUCUCAACCUGAUACAGAGUCUCUGUUAUGAGGUCACGGGUGUCGAUUGUGCAAUCUGGAAGGUUGGUUUGGCUUGCUUGUUUCAGGACUGUGAGAAAAAUGGCCGUCUCGUGGAGCAGUUUGUUAAGCAGGUCUGUGUGCUCCGGUCACUGACUGUAGUGGAGGUUCUGCUGGACUACCUGCUGUUCAUUCUGACACAGGCACAAACUGCAGAUGCUAUGCAACUGAUAAAGGAUCUGAAGGAGAACACCCAGUAUGCAAACAACUUGAAGAAUAAGAAAAGGAUGAUGGCACACACUCUGUUCUUUGCCUACCAGGGCCUGGCCUGCUACGCGGAGUGGAAGUUAGCCAUCUUUAAAGUGUCUCAGGACAACGACGAUGUGCGGAUGAAUCUUGGGAAGAACACAGACACUGCCAAGGCUGUUGCUGAAAGUGCUCUGGAGUACUUGAGUACAGUGAAGGAUGUUCCUGGUGUUUGGGAUAUAUUUAUAACUCGCCUUGUAGAAAUUCAUGAAUACUAUGGAAAAGUAGAAACUGCUCGGAGUAUUCUAGUAUCUUACAGAGAGAGGAACCCUGGCAAUCCUAAUGCCCAUCGUUACCUGUAUGAGUUUGAAUCUAGGAGCGGCGGAGAUGAGUUUGUUUUGCUACAAUGUUUGCAGGAUAUUAUUCACCUGGAUCCUUGCAAUCCUCUGUGUCUAACUCUGUAUCAUCUUAAAGAGAAAAAUGACCCUGGGGCUGUGGCACUUCUCUUUGACUACAUAGACUACACACACUGUAGUCAGAAUGAGCAGGUCUGGCAGGUGUUGGCAGACAAGUUGAACAAUGCAAACAGCAAUAAUUUAGAGGAUGUCUUGAAGCUAUGCUGGGAGACCAGAAGAGAUUGGUGGCCAAAUGUGGUAUUCAAAGAUCUUGAUCUGGACGUGUCUGCUACUGGGGUGUGUCAGCCAGGAACACUUCUGUGGAACAAACGCAUAGUACGGGAUGUGCUGCUUCAUUUAGGUAACUGUUGGUUAUUAUCCGGCUACACUGAUUGCAUGCUGAUGUUGUUAUUUGAAGGUUAG
Molecule: messenger RNA, 1335 nt
Organism: Candidula unifasciata
Lineage: Eukaryota; Metazoa; Mollusca; Gastropoda; Stylommatophora; Geomitridae
Source: the annotation of a GenBank genome assembly